Molecule: messenger RNA, 441 nt
Organism: Neoarthrinium moseri
Lineage: Eukaryota; Fungi; Ascomycota; Sordariomycetes; Amphisphaeriales; Apiosporaceae
Exons: 1
Coding region: 1-441 (146 amino acids)
Source: RefSeq, a predicted model, not a curated record
AUGUCUUCCCGCUCCCCAUCUAAGCCGGCCCGCCAGAGCCGUAGCCGCCGCCGCCAGCAACCCCAGGCGGACACCCAAGACGAGUACUCUGAGAACUACGACGACGACUCCAUGGAGGAGGAAGAGGAGGAGGAGGCUCCCCCGCCGCCCCGCCGCCGCACCAAGCAGAGAGGCAAGAAGCAAGGCGGCGGUGGCCCCUUGGACGGCCUCACUGGCGGUAACGAAAUGCUGCCCGUCGGCCAGGUCGGCCAGCAGGCUGGAGACCUCGUCAACGGCGCCCAGGGGACGCUAAGCAACGUCGCCGGAGGCGUGUUGGGCGGCAAGAAGGACGACGGUGGUGGCAAGAGCGACACACUGAAGUUGAGAUUAGAUCUCAACCUGGAGGUGGAGGUCACGCUAAAGGCGAGAAUCCACGGUGACUUGACAUUGGCUUUGCUGUGA